Molecule: messenger RNA, 648 nt
Organism: Racocetra persica
Lineage: Eukaryota; Fungi; Glomeromycota; Glomeromycetes; Diversisporales; Gigasporaceae
Source: the annotation of a GenBank genome assembly
AUGACUACUUCGAUUUCGAACAACGUAGAUGAAGUUGACAAUGCGAAAACAUUAUAUAAAGAUAUAAACGAAUAUCUAGAUUUCUUGGCUGAUAUUCUGCAAACUGAAACGGAUGAGAGUGAUGAACCUAUCUCUCCAACCGUUGAAAAAUUCUUGAAAGAAUAUCAAGAAUACGUUAACAGCAAUCGACUUUCUCUUCCAACAACUGCCUCGCUUUCGGUGAUCGAUUUUGAAAAGCAAGGUUUCGCCAUGUUUUCUCCGCUUCCUAAUUCACAAUCUAAUGACAAAAUCGAUGAAAACGCCGAAGGAAAUACUUUCAAUAAUAAUAACAAUAACAACUUGACUUUGGAUAGUCCUUCCAUCAAAUUAUUGAAGCAAUUGGAUAAUACUAAAUCCGUUCAAACUAUUGCCAGAGUUGAUAAGUCUCCAGCUAUUAAUUUUCUUACUAAAAUAUUUGGUGACAACUUCUUUGGAAAUAAGACAACUGAUGCAAAUCAAACUGAAUCUGAAAAGUCCAAUGAAGUCUUGGUACCUGACAAUGUACCUGAUAAUGUACCUGAUAAUUUGUCUUUAGCAAAAAUUGGUAAUAUCUCUCGUGCUGAUUAUCUUCCUUCAUGUGUGCGAUGGGAUCGAUGGGAAUUUUAUUAA